AUGGAUCUCAUUGAGAUGGCUGCCGAAAAACACCCUGUUGGUUCGGCCCGUGACAAGGACGUUUACAGACCCCAACUCCAGGACCUACCUCCAAUUGCUGGAGACGGUACCAUCCUCUUGGACGUCUCCAUCACCUCCUACCGUCUCUCUGUGCCGCCAUUCCGUUUUCACGAGGUUUUCUCCACCCUGCACAUCCUAUCUCACCGUGGGAGUCGAGCAAUCGAUAAACUGGCUUUCGAGAGCUUCGUUGGACCUGGGAUACGCUAAAACCUGAAUGCAGAGGUAGAGGCGUGUCUUGGUUGUCAGCGGUGUAAGGUCCAGCUGUGGCGUGCGUACUUGUGCGUUGGCAGUUCAAGACUGCUUUGCUGCGGAGCCAUCAUCUGGCGGCGUGCCAGGACUAGUCUCGUCACCGCUGUCGCAGGUCUGUGGCUGCUUAUUUUCAAACGGCCUUCAUUAGUGAUCGUUCCGCCACCCGCAAGUCGUAAGCGCAUUGGGUAGCCAGCAGGUAGGCUAAUAAGUAGAAGAACACAUCGGCUCCGUCUCACUCAAACGAACUAAGUAACCAUCACGAAUUAAUAGCAGGACAAAUUAAAAGCGACUGAAAAGGGUCGUAGAUGAUGGGUUCACGUAGUUACAUUAGCGGUUGCAGGUGCCGAACACACGAUUAUCCCUACUCAUGGCGUGAGGAGAAAGCUGCUGUAGUCUGGUCCUGACUUCCGAGGCGCGCCGAGAUGCUCCGUCAGUUAGAAACCUCCCUGAUGAAGACUUUUCGCUUCUAAAUUACUUGACGAUGUGUCAAGUACAGUAGGUGGGCUAACUCAUGAAAUGUCAACCGAUAUUCCGAAAUGCGUUUUCGUUUCGAAAAGAUUAAUUAAGUAUGAUUGUAAAACUAGUCAGUCUGCAACAUAGUUCUAUCAUAUUUCAAUUACCUCAGGAUGCCGGCUUUCGAAAGAACUUCUUUCCGGUUGCAUGCAAAAACUACACUCUGUAAAAAAUGACUAUUUAAGUAACAUGAAUUUUUCUCAUUGAUUUUCGAUUCCCCCUAAAGAGUCAAUUAUAUUUCAUGGAAAACAUGCAUAAAAAUAUUCAUUCUUUUGUCUAUUAGGUAGAAAAUUACGUCUUCUUCUAAUUUUAUUCUCGAAGAAAGGGUAGAAUUCGCUUUUAAAAAAAGUUUCUUAUGUGAGAUUUUUUAAUAUUUUGUUAGGGUCAGUUUGCCUGCGUCAUCCCGAUGCUAGAAAGUGCCUAUGGACCCGCCACGAUAUUAACAUCGUCGCAAAGAUGUCCGUGCAUCAUGUAUCUAUCCAGCCAAUCCUCCUAUACUGUUGUGAACACUGGGCCAGGUGCGUAAACGACGAUAGUAAACUAAAGGCGACUGAGUACCUUUAACUGAGAAUCAGCCUUCGAGUGGAGUGCAGAGACUUCGUAUCAAAUGAUGCAAUACGCGCUCGUUGUGAAAACAUCGAGAGGAUAUCUCAGGCUAUCCAUGAAGGACGACUGGUCUGGUUUUGACACGUCUUUCGUCUUUACCCGCCUCAUGAGCUCCGUGUCACUGCUCUCGAUAGGACCUCCUUGCCUACCUGGAGGCGUCGAGGCGGAGGCCGACAGAAAUCGACCUGCCCUACCGAAUCCCCCGCGAGGUCGACGACGACAAUCACCACCAGCACCACCACUACUACUACUACUACCAGCACUAG
Spirometra erinaceieuropaei is the source of this 1694-nucleotide messenger RNA. NCBI's taxonomy places the organism in Eukaryota, Metazoa, Platyhelminthes, Cestoda, Diphyllobothriidea, Diphyllobothriidae. The record is from the annotation of a GenBank genome assembly.